Molecule: messenger RNA, 3718 nt
Organism: Condylostylus longicornis
Lineage: Eukaryota; Metazoa; Arthropoda; Insecta; Diptera; Dolichopodidae
Gene: nrv2
Product: sodium/potassium-transporting ATPase subunit beta-2
Exons: 7
Coding region: 570-1538 (322 amino acids)
Biological process (GO): potassium ion import across plasma membrane; sodium ion export across plasma membrane; intracellular potassium ion homeostasis
Cellular component (GO): sodium:potassium-exchanging ATPase complex
Molecular function (GO): ATPase activator activity
Source: RefSeq, a predicted model, not a curated record
UUGUCCAUAGAAACUACUACUAUUAGGUUCGGUUCAAAAUAAAGUAAUAUAAUGUCGACGUUAGAACAAUUUUACUAAAUUUUUUUGGUUAAAAAAAUAGUAAUAAAAAUUUUAUUUAAAGAAAAAGAAACAACAACAAUAAGUUAUACUAAUAUUUUUUUAACCUGUUCAAAAAAAAAAAGUACAAACAUUAAGUGUCGUUUGAAAAAGACGGGCGUCGUCUCUAGUCAAUUUUAAAUAUUGUAUUAAAGUUUUGUAAUUUAAUGAAAAAGAAAUCUUGUGUAUUAAGAAAACAAAAUUAUGCUUAAGUAUAAUUAUUCAAAAAUUUAAUAAAUAUAAUAAAUUAAAUUAUUAGGAAAGUCAAAAGGGUUUAACAAAAAAGAAGGAGUAAAAAUUGAAAAAAAAGCAUUUUAAUAAAAAAAAAGUAAUUAUAUUUACUUAUAAUUAACAUACUUAUAUUAAUGUACAUAAAAGUUAAAUAGUGUUUAAAAAGUUAAAAUAAAUACAAUUAAUUAUAAAAUUUAUUUAAAAAAAUUAUUUUAGUUUAAUAAAAAAUUUCAAAGAAAAAAAUGUCAAAAGCAUAUCAUUCACCUUCGGCACCACAAGACGAUCAAUUUUUUGUAAGGCAAAAACCACAACCAUUUAAUUUAAGUAGAUUUAUUUAUAACAAAGCUGAAGGUACCUAUCUCGGGCGGAAUGGUACUUCAUGGGCUAAAAUUGGAAUUUUCUACACAGUAUUCUAUGGUGUCUUAGCAGCUUUAGUUGCCAUUUGUAUGUGGGCAUUUUUCCAAACAUUGGAUCCCCGUAGACCAAAAUGGACUUUAGAGAGUUCAUUAAUUGGAACAAACCCUGGUCUUGGAUUUAGACCACAACCACCUGAAGAAAAUAUAGAGAGCACUUUAAUUUGGUAUAAGGGAACGGAAUAUGAAAAUUAUAAGCAUUGGACAGAUUCAUUAACAGAAUUUCUAGGAGUAUACAAAACUCCUGGUAUGACGGCUGGCAAAGGUCAAAAUAUUUUUAAUUGUAAUUACAAUCAGUUGCCGCCAUUAGGACAAGUUUGUGAUGUUGAUAUUAAGAGUUGGGAGCCAUGCACUCACGAAAACAACUAUAGCUAUCAUAAAAGUUCACCAUGCGUUUUCUUAAAACUGAAUAAGAUAUUCGGUUGGAUCCCAGAAUUUUAUAAUAAUUCAAAAGACUUACCAAGUAAUAUGCCAAAUAAUUUAAAAGAGUAUAUUGCUGAUAUGGAGAAAACUCAAAAGGAAAAAAUGAACACAAUUUGGGUAUCAUGUGAAGGUGAAAAUCCAUCAGACCAGGAAUAUAUUGGACCAGUUGAUUAUAUACCAAUUCGUGGUUUUCCUGGGUAUUACUAUCCAUAUUUAAAUUCUGAAGGCUACUUAAGUCCACUUGUCGCUGUUCAUUUUCAACGACCAAAACGAGGAAUAAUUAUUAACAUCGAAUGCAAGGCUUGGGCACGUAACAUUAUUCAUGAUCGAAAGGACAGAAUAGGAUCAGUACAUUUCGAAUUAUUAAUUGACUAAGAAAGUUUAGCAGAACAAUUUAUAAUUAAAUUUUUUAUAUUAUAAUUAAAAUAAUAUAAUUAAUAUUUUUGUUUCUAUAUAUAUGUAUAUGUAAAAAAAAUAUUUUAAUUCUUUCGCUCUGUACGAAAGUUACAUUACAAUCCAUUCAAAUGAGUAACUAUCAUACAUAAAUACUUAUAUUUACCUUAAGAAACUCGCCCUUUUUUAAUUUGACAUAAAAAGCAACGAUGUGUAUGACAUACUCGUACAAACAGAAUAAAAAAAAAACAAAACCGCAACCAUUUCAAGAAUUUAAUUUGAAUAAUUUUACUAAAAGAUUAUUUAGAUAUAAUUUUUAAAUUAAAUUAUUAUUUUACCUUACAUGCAAUUAAAAUUUAUGAUUUUAUUUCUUCUUAAGGCAAGAUAUUUCAACUAAUUUCAAAAUAAAAUAUUUAAAAUAAUUUCUAAAAUAUACACAAGAAAUUUCUGAAAACUUUAAUAUUAUUAGUUCAAUUCUGUUCAGAAACUUGACAAUUUUUAAUUCUGAAAAUUUUUGCACUAAAAAUCUGUACCUGCACCUUUUAGAUUUAAACGUUAUUAUUUAAAUUAUAUAAGAAAAACAAUUGUUUCAACAAUUCGAAUAAAAAAUUUAGUAUAUUGCAAUAAAAAUUAAAAAAUAAUUAAAAUGUAGUAAAACACGUCUGAAAACAUAAAAUUUGAGAAACCAUUUUGAAAAAGAAAAAUUUUAUAUAAUGAAAAUGUGAAAAUAUUUUUCUGUUUUAAGCAUUUUGCAACCAAAAUAAAUAAAAAUCUUUAUUAAGAAUGUUUCUUUAAUAAACCAAAAAAAUCUAAAUAAAGCUGUAAUUUUACAUAUUUUUUAGCUUCAAUUUAUUCUAGAAUAAGAAUUAAAUAAUAAAUUAAUAUAAUGUGCCUUAUUGAUUAAUCGUUCAAUCAAACAUAUGUAUUUCUAAAAAUAAAAAAUUAGAAUUUACUCUAUUUUUUACAUAUUUCUUUAUAUUGUCCCCACAAUGAUUAGCUCAUGAUUGCUCAAAAUAACAAUGUUUAAACCAUUAUUUAAAUUAACUUUCGCGAGAUUUUAAAAUGCCAUAACUUCGGUUUGGUGUUGGAAUUUACAUAAACACAUGUUAUUCUAAUAAUUUUAGGUAAAUUAAGAUAAUUUUAGAGAUUUGUGAGUUUACCCGUGUGGGGACGAUAUUUUUCAAUUAAAAUUUAAAUACGAAAAUAAGUUUUUAUUCUAAUUUUUUAUUUCAUUAGAUAUAUACGUUCAGAUCGAUAUUUAUUUUAAUAUGCUCCGUAUCUCAUGGAAAAACCUGUUUAUUAUAUUAUAAAUUAUACCGUACAAAAAUAAGUUGUCCAACGAAACCGGAAAGUUCUUUUCGCGGAGUGAAUAAUUUUGAAAUACAAAGAAGAAGGAGUUGACUGUAUAACUCAAGCAUGAAUUUAUUUUCUUAAAGAUUCUUUCAAUUAACAUUUAUACAUGUGUUAUAGAAGAUAUUUUACAUUCUAUAUACUCAAACUGCCAUUUCGGGAUUUUUUUAUAGUUGAAAAUGCUUUAAUUACCUAUAUUUUAUUUUGGAUGUUCAAAAGCUUAAAAUCAUAAUUCAAAAUUUAAUAAAAAUCUUAUAACUUCCAAAAUAACAAAUUUUAAAAUUCUCAGGAUGGGUCUUUUGGGACAACCUUUCCUCCCUUCUACUUGUAAUAUAAAAUUGAGUAAAAUAUUUUAAUUUUAAUUAUAUUAGAUUGUAAAAUAGAAAAAGUAAAUACAAAACUACAAAAAAAAUUAUAAAAAGCAAUCAAAUUUCGAAUAUAAAUAAAAUUUUUGUUGUUCAUUAAAAUAAUUCAGUUACAAUUAUAAGAUAAAUAAUAGCUAAAAGAUAAAAUGUUUAAUAAGUCGUUAAUUAUUAAUAAUAAAAUAUCAAUGUUGAAUGACGAUUAUAGAAUUUCAUGGAAAACUUUUAAAUAAAACAAAAUAAAAACACAUAAAAAUUGUAUUUGUAAAUUCUAAAUCUUUAUGAAUAACAAUUAAAAGCUUAAAAAUUUUAUCUACAUUGCACUAAAAUUAAUACACAUUGCACUCAUAGACGUGGAGAACUAUCAAUGUCACAUCAAUACAUUCAAUAGUUUUCAAAUAUCGCAACGAUCGAGGUUUUUAUUUCGUUAAAUAAAUUAUUUAAAAUCUU